GAGGAAACAGACUAGCCUACUCCUUCAUACUGAGUGAGAUUUUAUUCAUCAAGUGAAAAUAAACACUGGUGAUAGAGGUGGAAAGUCCCUCUCGAAAGUAUCUUUUGACAAGCAACAAGGGUUCGCUCAAUCAAGCCACUCUUCGUCUCGCGUCUCUAACGGACAGCAAAAGUGAUCCACUUUCUCUGAAUUCGCACCUCAGGGUUUAAAUCCAACACAUUUCCAAUAUGUCAGGUAUCGACGUUGAAGCUCUGCUCGAGUCGACUGCUGAGCCUGGUCCAACGCAGCAGACUGAGGAGGCAGUAAGCAAAACCCACGACUCCGAUUCCAAGAAAGACCGUAGUGAUCGUCGAGACCGCGACCGCGACCGAGACCGUGACCGAGAUCGAAUCCGAGAUGGAUCCCGUGACCACGAUAGGGACCGCCGGCGCCGGGACCGGAGUCGCGAACGUCGUUCGGAAAAGGAUGCUGAUGGAGACGAAGAGAUGAGAAGUCCAAGGAGCGAUCGCGCAAGUGCUAACGGGAGCUACAGAAGUAGAAAAAGAAGCAGGAGCCGCGACAGCGACAGACGCCGCUCCCGACGCGAUCGCUAUGGCGAUGACUAUCGCUCUUCGGGUGGCGACUACUACCGAGGCGGCGGUCGUGCUCGCACCCGUUCCCGAUCACCUCACGAUGACAGAUAUUAUAGGCCGAGUGGUCGAUCACGCCGCGAUGAUGAUCGUGAUGAUGAUAGACGUCGUAGCCGCCGUGAUAAGGAUGGGCGCAAGCGGUCACUGAGCGCUAAGCGUCGUAGUAAAACUCCAGAACCACAGCUUACCGAGGAUGAACGUGAUAAGCGUACAGUCUUUGUGCAGCAGCUAGCUGCACGGUUGAGAACAAAGGAAUUGAUUGCAUUUUUUGAGAAAGCGGGGCCGGUAAAAGAUGCUCAGAUCGUCAAAGACCGCGUGAGCGGAAGGUCUAAAGGUGUCGGCUACGUCGAGUUCAAAAACGAAGAAUCAGUCCCACUUGCCAUCCAGCUUACUGGCCAGAAACUUUUAGGAAUUCCCAUCAUCGCCCAAUUUACCGAAGCUGAGAAGAAUAAAGCCGCCCGCAAUACCGAGGGGCAUGUGAGCGGGAAUCAGAACUCGAUUCCGUUUCACAGACUAUACGUUGGUAAUAUCCAUUUCAGCAUCACUGAGAGCGAUUUACAGAAUGUUUUCGAGCCUUUUGGCGAACUUGACUUUGUUCAACUACAAAAAGAUGAAAACGGCCGUAGCAGAGGCUAUGGAUUCGUGCAAUUCCGUGAUCCUAACCAAGCCCGUGAAGCGUUGGAAAAAAUGAACGGUUUUGACCUCGCUGGUCGACCUAUUCGUGUUGGCCUUGGUAAUGACAAAUUUAGUUCCGAUCCCGCAACGAACCUCAUGCGACUUCAAGCCCAGGGCCAGCAAAAUUCCCUCUACGGUCAAGGUGGCCGUGGGGCUGCGACUGCGCUUGGGGGCAAUUUUGAUCGUGCGGGAGGCCGCGACAACGACAAAGGCGUUGGAGGCGCCAGUGCUUUGGAUGACACAGAUGUUGCCGGUGUGAACUUCAACAAUUAUAGCAGAGACGCAUUGAUGAGGAAACUUGCGAGAACAGAUGAACCUGCUGCAGAUACUACCGCCGACGACAAACGCAAGGCACCGAAAGCUCGUCCAGAGGCUAAGCCACUGCCGGUCAGUGUCAAUAUGGCAAGCAGAUGCGUGCUACUCCGAAACAUGUUUGAUCCUACUGAGGAAGAAGGCGAUAGUUGGGUCAAGGAACUUGAAGACGAUGUCCGCGCUGAGUGUGAGGAAAAAUAUGGCCAUGUUGUCCACAUUGCUUUAGACCCGAACGCGCAAGGUGAUAUCUAUCUCAAAUUUGACCGUGUCCAGGGCGGAGAGAAUGCUAUCAAAGGCUUGAACGGCCGAUUCUUUGGUGGACGCCAAAUCACCGCACAACCUGUCGUCGACGCCGUAUAUAGCAGCCUAUUCUCUCGCACGAAGGCCAUUUAGUCACCGCCUUUCAGACCCCGAUUACCUCCUUGUUAAGAAAGAGGCGUGGUAGGUAUUGCCAUGAGGAAACUUGGCGGAAACUUGUCGCGCAACUGGAGAACAUCGGCAAAUUUUCCCCCAGCAUCACCGAGCGUUUGAUAUCUGACAUUGGAUUAGGUUUCGCUCAUGUCUUUUUUAACUCGAUUACCUCAAAAGUAUGGAUCCAGUUCAAGCGCCGGAUUACAUACCCAUUGAUUGCAACUUAAUGACCUUCAUCCCAUCACCUGGUUUUGUGAGCAACCCGUCUUUGUAAUUUAUCCCAUUCAAUGAAUUAGUGCUGUUCUCUUUCUAAGCUUUCUCUAUAAUGCAUGG
Messenger RNA from Coccidioides posadasii C735 delta SOWgp, 2360 nucleotides. RefSeq lists its product as uncharacterized. Lineage: Eukaryota; Fungi; Ascomycota; Eurotiomycetes; Onygenales; Onygenaceae. Gene Ontology annotation, biological process: mRNA processing. The record is from RefSeq and is a predicted model, not a curated record. Gene Ontology annotation, cellular component: nucleus. Gene Ontology annotation, molecular function: RNA binding; U1 snRNP binding.